UUCAGGAUUCCGCAUCCACUUGCUCCACUACAGAUACUUGUCAUGUCACGUAAACCUCCUUUCUGCUGUGACAGACUUGCCUUGCUGUUGAUGACCUUGGCAGUUUUGAAGAAUACUCGCUACGUUUAUUGCAUCUUUUCUCUGGAUAUGAUUCCUACACCUACAUCUCAUUCAUUGAAAUGACAUUCACGACGAGACAUCUUACUAGACCUUGAUGACAGAACAAUGAGAAAUGCACAGCUUCCGUCUGCACGAAACCCACUCAUAGCAAUGGGGCGAGUAUGCAAGUAGAGUAUAUUGCUGGUGAUAUAAAAGAGGGCUGCGGUUCCCAAUCCCAGAGCUGUGGACAGAUAGUAGUCCAUGGGCUGUUAUGGACUAGGCUGCAGAGCUCCGCUGCAUCACCCCCCAACCAAACCCCAUCCGUGAAAAAUUGUCUUAUGAAACUUAGGAAGGGGGUUGUUGGUGCACAGCAGGAGGAAAGUGCUUCAAUUCUGCAUAUGUUGUACAAUUUUCACUCAUCUCUAAACAAGUUUAAGGAUUCCGCAUCAACUUGCUGCACUACAUCUAGUUGUCAUGUCACCUAAGCCUCCUUUUUGCUGUGACAGACUUGCCUUGCUGUUGAUGGCCUUGGCAGUUUUGAAGAAUACUGGCUAGGUUUAUUAUACACAGAGAAAGGGCCAAGUGAGGACAUGGAGAGAAGAUGGCUAUUUGUGAGCCAAAAAGAGAGGCCUCCAAAGAAACUAAUCUUGCUGAUACCAUUAAAUAUAAGAAGACAAAGAAACCAUCAAAAAAAACCCCUCCUGCAUAAUGUCAACUACUUUAGCCUCUGAACAACCUCCAGAAAUCACAGAAGAGACAGAGACAAUUCCUAUUGUGGACUUAGAACCACCUCCUGACCUUCCUCCUGUUCCUCCUCCUCUAGAAGAUGAAUGGGAACCAAUUCCUAAAAACACCAAUGUGAAUGCUUCAGCUUCUUCCUGUUCUCUACAUGGAAUAAUUACUGUGGCCCUCAGUAUAUUCAGCUUGCUGCUCUUGCUAUUGUGUGGACUCUUUGCUUAUCAGUAUUUUCAAAGUGUUCAGGCAUCAGAGAGCAAGAUGAAGAGUCUUAACCAAUGGAUUGAGUCUUUCCAAAACAAAGCAGAAAACUUUCUUCAGGUCCCAAAAGUUCUUGACCAAAAUAAAGGAAACAGGUGUGGACCUUCUCCGAACAACUGGGUACAGUACAUGGACCAUUGCUACCACAAAACCGUGGACAUGGUUCCUUGGUUAAGCUGUUCCUUUUGUUUCUUUGAAUGCUACAUUUUAAAGACAGAAAGAAGCGGCUUGGUGUGA
Microcebus murinus (gray mouse lemur) is the source of this 1332-nucleotide messenger RNA. The record is from RefSeq and is a predicted model, not a curated record. NCBI's taxonomy places the organism in Eukaryota, Metazoa, Chordata, Mammalia, Primates, Cheirogaleidae.